AUGCAGGCCUCUGGACGUUACAGGAAGCCAGUAUCACGACCACUGUUACAAGCCGGUUGAGUGCAGAGCCUACAGCAAACAGCCUCUCAGCUGAAAAGAGGUCUUUUGUCCACACUCAUGGCAACCUAUGGGGAUUUCACAGCAGCUAAAUUCCAGGCCCCUGUUGCGGUGUACUGUGGGAGUGUCCCCAAAGUCAAGCCCAGAUGCAGGUCAUUGCGAGGGGGAAGUGUCGAUUCAAAUUUGCAAUUAUGUGGAAGCAGAUGGACAACAGCAGAAGAAGGUUGGGACAGCCAGAGCAGUCUUCAGCAUCUGGACACUGCAGCCCCAGGUGAUGCGUCUCAGAUUCCCUGUUCAGCCUUGAAACAUGAUCCCAGAGAACUGGAGGUGAGCAGUGCAGCCAUGGAGACUUCCCAAAUCAAGGAUAAGCUCAAGAAGAGGAGGAUGUCUGAAGGCCUGUUGGCACCACCCAAAGGUUUGUCCGACUCCAGUGACCCUAAGGGGGUUGCCCUGAAGCCAGCUGUUUCCAGAUCCGCUUCCCAACGGCUGCUGAUAACUUCCAAGCCCAUGCCUCCCAUUCAGAGUAUCCCAACCUCCCCAGAGGCCAAUGGACCAAAUGAAAAGGAGCAAAAAAACUUAGAGAAUGGCACAAGCAGCUGGAGCAGUAGCAACAGUUGUGCUGAGCUGCUGCCAGCUUCCCAGGAGGUCCAUGCUUCCCUCCAGUACUUGCAGUGCAAUGAUGAGAAGAUGAAGAAGUCUUUAGGAGCUGCUCUGAUCCCCCCUAUCCCUAAAUCAGCAAGACCAUCCAAUGGAGACCUUGGCACUACUCCAAUGCCUCUUCCAGGUGCUCAGCAACUAAAUCCAGUGAGUCUGUCUGCAGAAGACUCCCCUGAGAUAAGGUCUGGGCCAGACAGCAGCGCUGAGGAAAAGACUCUUAAAUCUCUGGAAUUCAGAAGUUCGGCACCCAUUUUAGCUGCUCCCAAGAAUGGCUUGAUCGUGGGCAUGAAGCCUACUGGGUAUGCACCAGAACCUUUGCUGCCUUUGACAACACUCUCCCUCAGCCAGGGCAAGGAGACAGGUCACCUGCUGGGUCCCAAGCUUUUGAAGGAUGACAACUGGAAGGAGAGUAAUGGAAGGAUCCAUGUCACCAUCUCCAAGUCGGCUCAGGAGAAAUUGCGUCAGAAGCAAAUGAAAGAGAUGGAGCUUUUGCGUCGAGAGAGGGAAAAGGAAAGGUCCCUGCAGCUCCGGGAACAACUUCAGAGUGUGGACCCCGGGGGUAUUGCUCAGGAAGUUUCCACAGGCUUUGGCCCACUUAAUACCAAUGGGCUCAUCUCCAUUUCACCCAGCAUGAGCAACCCAUGCAAAGCCAGCUUUGGUGUUGCCUUAAAGAAAAGAGUCAACAGGCCAUCUUUGCCAAGCAUCCCCAUCAUCAAUCAUGAGAGCAGCUUCCUGCGCCACUCUUCAGCUAACUCUCUGCCAGCAAAUAUUCUGGGUUCUUCAGAGUGGGAGGAGGAAUCUGAAAGUGGGGAUAUGUCCGAAAUGAGACCCUUCUCUCUCCCAGAGCAGGGGAUGAUGGAUGCACUCAAGUGGCUCAGUAGCAAUGACUGGCAGCUGAAAGAGAAAGGACUCUCUGGCAUCCGCCGUCUGGCUACCUGCCAUUCAGAAGUCCUCCUUAGUAGAAUUCAUGAUGUUUCGUUGGCAGUUACCAGAGAGGUUAGUAAUCUCCGCUCAAAGGUGUCUCGCUUUGCUAUCAGCACCCUUGGUGAGCUCUUUAGGACCAUGAAGAAGCACAUGGACCAGGAGGUGGAGGAGAUGGCUCGGGUCCUGCUCCAGAAGACAGGGGAUUCCAGCGAGUUCAUUCAGAAAGCGGCUGAUCAAUCUCUGGGCCUCAUGGUGGGGAAUGUGACUCCUGCAAGAGCAAUGGCUGCCCUUAUGGCUAAUGGAGUGAAUCAUCGUAACCCCCUCAUUCGAAGGUGUACUGCCGAGCACUUACUAACCAUCGUGGAACAGAUUGGAGCGGAAAAACUUCUGUCGGGCACCCGAGACAGUACAGAGUUGCUGGUCCGGACACUGGUGAAGCUUGCUCAAGACAGCAAUCAAGACACUCGGUUUUAUGGACGGAAAAUGUUGAAUACACUGAUGCCCCAUCCAAAAUUUGAUGGAUAUUUGAAACAGUGUCUCCCAUCACAUGACUUGCGGGAUGUCAUAGCAACAAUUAAGCAGAAAGGCAUGGAAGAUGAUGCAUCUGAACCCCCUUCUGCCAAAGGCCGCAGGGAGUCUAGGAACAGCAGCUUGACAGUCUCCCGUGACAGCCUGCCUUCUGGUGAAGGGUCCAGUCCAGACACCUUAGUCCCACCACAGCACGUUGUUCGUCGGUCAUCUCUCCGCAGCCUGGAAGUGAUAGAUCAGCUCAAGGAGCUGAACAAGCUCCUGACGGCCAAGGAGUUUCAGAUGCGAAUGGAGGGAAUAAUGCUUCUUACGGAUCACUGCAAAAACAACCCCCAGUUUGUCUCCUCAAACAUUAUUCAGAUUUUUGAUGAUUUUACCCUGAGACUUCAGGACUCCAACAAGAAAGUGAACCAGUAUGCACUAGAAUCAGUUGUCUCCAUGAUCCCCGUCCUCCGAGAUGGCUUACAUCCAGUCACGGUCUCUAUGGUUACAGUGGUCACUGACAAUCUGAACUCUAAGAAUUCGGGUAUUUACUCUGCAGCAGCGAAGGUGCUGGAAACUCUGAUUACACAUUUAGAUAAUGUAUUGCUUCUACAAACAUUUGCCAGCAGAGUGCGUUUCACCAGUGGCCGAGCCAUGCAGGACAUCACACAACACCUGUCAGUGCUUGUGACUUCUGUGUACCCUCAGAAACCUCAGGCUGUGGAGCAUCACGUGCUGCCCAUUCUCUGGUAUUUCUUAAGCAACAUGAUUGGAAAUGGAGUGCUACCUGGUCGUAGUGGCAAUGUCAGAACUGUGGUCUGCAAACUGGCUAAAACCUUACACAAAGAGAUGGGACCCACCUUACUGGAUCACGCUGCCAGCCAACCACAACAUGUGAUUAAAAACCUUCAGGACCUUUUAGGCAUGGAACUACGGUGAAGGAGCCCCACUGUCUUCAGGACAGUUUCCUAUGUAGUACAGCAAAAGGCUGAUAUGCAUGGGUGACACAAUACUGGCACUGAUUUUAUUAUAUAUUUUUGGGGAGAGAAAUCUACUGUAGAAAGUUUAUAGGUGCAGAUGUAUAUAGUAUAUUUUGAAGUAGAAUUAAAUCACAUAUUUUUCUAAGGUUUUAUUUCCUGAGCAUUGUUCCCAAGAUGUUUACAUAGCUAUUAAAAAAAAAAAGAAUAAUGGUGUAUAAAUGUUGUGAUUUAUAAUUGUGUACAAAAAAAAAGAAAGGAAUAUAUUUAUAUAUCUGUUAUAUAUUUAUGUAUAUAACAGAUACCCAUAUUUAGAGAGAGCGAGAGAGAUGGGUUUAAGAAAGAGUGUGUGAGAGAGAGACAAGUAAAUGCUUGGAUCAUGGAAGAGAGUGUGACAAAAAUGCCAAUAUACCCCAGACCGAGAGAGAAACUUGAGUGAGGAAGGGAGAUGGAGACACCUUUCCCAAGACGCACAAGGGCAUGGAAGGGAAGGGAGUAUACUCCUGAGUCCUGAAACCAUAAAUGACGCAUGUAUAUCUGGAUCUGAAUACUGGAUACACUAACACAUGUUCACACACUCCCACUUCUGGAUGGGAAAGUGGAAGGAAGGACUGGAGUUAUGUGGGACCACAAUGACAGACAGAUGACACUCAGGGAGCCUGGGAAAGCAAAAAGAUUGAAGGAGUUUGACACGGGGGCUUAAGUCAGAAAGCUGAAAAGAACCGUGGAAAGAUGCAGCCAGCCAAAGGGGCUAACGAGUCUCAGAUUUCUAACUGUAUUUAUUUUUUCAUACUUGGAGGUAUACAGUAGUUUAACUUGUUAGAUAUAUUUGCCAUUGUUGCACUCCCUGUAUUGUCUGUGUAAACCGCUAACGUAUCCUCGCCACCAAUGUGUUUUGAUUAAAGUAUUGAGUAGGUCAAAUCAUUAGAACC
This is a messenger RNA of Gavialis gangeticus (Gharial), 4057 nucleotides long. RefSeq names its product family with sequence similarity 179 member A (gene TOGARAM2). NCBI's taxonomy places the organism in Eukaryota, Metazoa, Chordata, Crocodylia, Gavialidae. Gene Ontology annotation, cellular component: cilium; cytoplasmic microtubule. Gene Ontology annotation, molecular function: microtubule binding. The record is from RefSeq and is a predicted model, not a curated record. Gene Ontology annotation, biological process: microtubule cytoskeleton organization.